AUGGUCAGAAAUAAACCAUCAAUCGCUCUUCUUCACAAGGCAACAAUUCCGAAGGAGACAACGACCACGAGCAUGUCUUCUAACAUGUCGAAUGAGACAAUUGCGCAAGAAGAGAAUGCAAAUGUAUCCUAUGACAUGCCUAAUCUUCACAAGAUAGCAGUUGCUCAAGAGACAGCCGCUCGAGAGGCGACUUUCCAGGAGAUAGCUUGGGGAAACACGAAUCAUCCGAGAACAUCUUAUGCCCUGGCUCCUAUACCCACCUCCCGUCACAAAAGGAGAGAGAUGCAAGAGAUGGGUUCGGAAGGUGCAGCUCUUGCAAGCAUGUCCUCUGACAAACCUCAAAGACUACCGAUUCGUAGCCUCAAAGCAAUCGCCCCGGGAGAGCUCGAAAAUCAAGGAGUACAGAAUCCAGAGACCCAGAGUAUGGAAGUUGACAAGGAAGCCGAAAAGUCAUGGCAGCAAACCGAGGACAUAUUGGUUAAGAACACAAUGUCUUGGAUUGCCGACGACAAUGCUCCUGAUGAGACAUUAUAUGAGACGAUGAAGAAAUCUAAUGGACUAUCAUCAAUCAGAACCGCAUACGGUGCUACGAGUACUGAGCAAACUUUGUUUAGACAAUACUGUGAUUAUCUAGAAAGGAACACGUCCAGUGCAAGCGCCAUGGGAACUAAGGAAGCUAAAACCGCAAAAGAAGAGAUCAGGCUCAAGGAACCUGAGGAUUAUGCAGAACCAUUCAUAAACUUUAUGACAGAAAAUCCAACGGUAUGGCAUGCUAUCCAAUACUGGGAGAACAAGUUGGAGAAAGCUGGGUUUUCCAAGCUCUCCCCACGGGAAUCGUGGAACGAUAGACUUGAGCCCAAUGGAAAAUACUACUUGAAUCGUAAUGGUACAUCCUUAAUUGCAUUCUCCGUUGGUGGCGCCUACCAAUCUGGAAAUGGAAUCGCAAUGGUCGCAGCACACUCCGAUUCACUUACAGCUCGCCUCAAGCCCAUCAGUACGAAAAACAACAAGGCUGGAUGCGUACAACUUGGAGUUGCUCCUUAUGCCGGUGCUUUGAAUGAAACAUGGUGGGACAGAGAUCUUGGUAUUGGUGGUAGAGUUUUGGUCCGGGAUGAAUCUGGAUCCAUUUCCCAAAAGUUGGUAAAAUUGGGUUGGCCAAUUGCACGUAUCCCAACUCUUGCUCCUCAUUUCGGUGUUGGAAUGUUUGGUCAAAAUAACAAAGAAACACAACUCGUACCAAUUAUUGGACUCGAUAAUUCAGAUUUGUCCUCAUCGUCACCUGAGACAUUUCAAACAUCAGCCAUAUCGGGUGCCAAAUCGAGCUUCAUCUCUACUCAACCACCAAAACUGGUAAAUCUCAUUGCCAAAGAAUUGGGCAUUGAAAACAAGGAAGCCAUCAUCAACUGGGAACUCGAACUCUUCGACACUCAACCAGCUCAGCUCGGUGGUCUCGAGAAGGAUUUGAUCUUCUCAGGACGUAUUGAUGAUAAAGUUUGUUCAUGGUCAUCCAUCGAAGCACUAAUUUCCAGCUCUACCUUGGAAAAAUCCAAAACAUCGGGUAUUAUCUCCAUGGUUGGUCUCUUCGACGAUGAAGAAAUUGGCUCUCUUCUACGCCAAGGUGCGAAUAGCAAUUUCCUUCCAGGAACAGUGGAACGUAUUGUGGAAAGUUUCAAUGAUUCCACAUAUAGCCCUAAUUUUCUAAUGGAAACAUAUGCUAAAUCUUUCCUCGUCUCGUUUGACGUUACACAUGCUACGAACCCUAAUUUCCUUGAAAAAUACCUCGAGAAUCAUGCUCCUAGACUCAAUGUGGGACUUACCCUUGAGGUUGAUAGUAAUGGGCAUACAACUACGGAUUCUGUCUCAACGGCUAUUUUCCAGAGGUUGGCAGAGAAGUGUGGACAGAAACUUCAGACGUUCAUGAUUAGAAACGAUUCUAGAUCUGGAGGUACUGUAGGACCCAUGUUGAGUUCUAAAAUGGGAGUUAGAGCUAUCGAUGUGGGAAUUCCACAAUUGAGUAUGCAUAGUAUUAGGGCGACAACUGGAAGCAAGGAUCCAGGAUUGGGAGUUAAGAUGAUUGAGGGUGUCUUUGAUGGGUGGGAAGAUGUGGAUGCUCAGUUUGCUGCUGGUAAUGGAUGGUAA
This is a messenger RNA of Sclerotinia sclerotiorum 1980 UF-70, 2139 nucleotides long. RefSeq lists its product as hypothetical. Bases 1 to 2139 code for a protein of 712 amino acids. Gene Ontology annotation, cellular component: fungal-type vacuole. The transcript is spliced from 2 exons. Gene Ontology annotation, molecular function: zinc ion binding; metalloaminopeptidase activity. Lineage: Eukaryota; Fungi; Ascomycota; Leotiomycetes; Helotiales; Sclerotiniaceae. Gene Ontology annotation, biological process: proteolysis. The record is from RefSeq and is a predicted model, not a curated record.